AUGGAUGAAGAAUACGAUGAUUACGACGAGUACAACGAUGCCGCCGAUGAUUGGGAGGCAGAAGCAGCAGAGGAAGAAGCACGUGAGAAGGAGAUGCUGGAACAAAAGGCAUUAAUGGAGGAAUUGAAAUUACAGAAGCGCAUCAAAGCUCCUGCAAGGGGAAAGAAGGAAGAAGUUGAGGAGGAGGAGAUGCUUCCCUCCGAUAUUACGCGAGCCCUUAAUGAUAUGAUUGAAAAGGCCAGCAGUGCUGCUGAAAUGAUUUAUUUAAAUAAAGAUUCCUCAAAUGACGGGAAGACUUGCGCUAUUAUUGCAGAUAUGCCGAUUAACACCCCUGAAGAAGCCACUAUGCUUGGUGAGGCCAUUGCUAAUCGUGUCUUGGAGUAUUCCACAUCAUCACACUUUAAUGCGUUGGUUGAAGCCAUAUUUAAGGAUCUCCAAAAUGAGUUUAAAACACCUGCCUCUAUAAACGCCGAAGUGGGUCAACUGCGCGUAGCAAGUGAGGAGGCGAAGCGUAGAGCGAAGAAGGCAAAAAAGACGAAAGGAGGACACCACAAUGAUGACACUGCCGCAAAUGAAAAUGUAGAAGGGAUAACAACUCACGAUGCUGUGGGUUUCCACAAGGUAGAAGACAAAACUUUCACUGGUGGUGUUCACGAUGACGAUUAUGAUUUUAUUUGA
This is a messenger RNA of Trypanosoma theileri, 678 nucleotides long. RefSeq lists its product as uncharacterized. Lineage: Eukaryota; Euglenozoa; Kinetoplastea; Trypanosomatida; Trypanosomatidae. The record is from RefSeq and is a predicted model, not a curated record. Gene Ontology annotation, molecular function: translation initiation factor activity. Bases 1 to 678 code for a protein of 225 amino acids. The transcript has a single exon. Gene Ontology annotation, cellular component: cytoplasm; eukaryotic translation initiation factor 3 complex.